AUGACGAGCGGUGUCCAGCUGGUGACCAAGUCCCUGCCAGUGGUCGUCGUCCCGUCUUCGUCAGGGCCGGCACCACCGACGGCCGGCGAAACCGUUAGGCUCUCCCCUUUCGACAGGUGCGUCGCUCCUUUUCCGGUGACGAUGCUGCUCGCGUUCGACCGCCCGAUCCAAGAACCGGCGGAGACGAUAAAGUCUGCCCUGUCGCGUGCGCUGGCUCACUACCGCCCAAUCGCCGGCCGGCUGCGCCUGACGCCAAGACCCGGCGACGACGACGGGGAAGAACCCUGCAUCGCGUGCACCGACGAGGGCAUCACCUUCGUUGGCGCGUCAGCUAGCUGCGGGCUGGAGGACGUCACGACGGCCCUGCUCACGGACCUCGUGAUCCGCUAUCCCGCCGAGCUCUGCCGCGACACCGAGCCCCUGCUGCUGCUACAGGUGACGGAUUUCACCUGCGGGGGUUUCACCGUCGGCGUGACGUUCAACCACGUCGUCGCCGACGGCUCCGGGUUAGCGCAGUUCCUGAGGUUCGUCGGCGAGCUCGCGCGCGGGGCGCCGCAGCCUUCCCUCGGCCCGGUCCGGCGCUGGGACGACGGCCUGCCGAGCCUCCCCGUGUCCACGGUCGCCGCGCAGAAGUCGACGAUGGCGCACGGCCGCAAGGACCUGGCCCGCGUCGACGUCGUCGUCCCGUUCAGCCUGAUCAGCGGCAUCAAGGCCGAGUCCGGUGGCACGGUCUUCGACGUCGUCACGGCGGUGCUGUGGCGCUGCCGCACCCGGGCGAUCAUGUCCGCCGCCGCCGGCGACGACCCGGAGUCCCCCGCGCCUCUGGCGUUCCCGAGCGACGUCCGCGCGCGCGUCGGCGCCCAGGCCGGCUACUACGGCAACUGCGUCGUCGUGCAGCUGGUGCCGGCGACGACGAGAGCCGCCGUGGCGAGCGCCGGCAUCGGCGACCUGGUGGCUCUCAUCAGACGCGCCAAGGAGAAGAUACCGGACCUGCUGCUGCCGGCGGGCACCAGCCCCGACCCCAGCCCCAGCGAGGAACAAGGGACACCAGCGUUCGACGACGCUGCUGCGGCCGGGGCCGGGGGAACAGCUGUGUCGGCAGCAGAGGGCGGCGAUCAGGAGGAAAUGAAGCUCGCGUACAACGCGCUCGUCGUCGCCAACUGGCGGACGCUAGGAGUCGACGAGGUGGACUUUGGCGGCGGCGUGCCCGCGAGCGUGACGUGGCACGAGGAGCGGGCGGUGGUGCCAGGUUGCGUGGCGUGCCCGCCGUGCAGGAAUAGGGAGGACGAUGGGGUCAGAGUGGCGGCGAUAUGCGUCAAGACGGAGCACGCCGGCGCCUUCCUUGAGGAGCUCGUCUCCAUGGGAACCAGGGUGCUUCCCUCCAAUCUGUGGGCAUAA
Miscanthus lutarioriparius is the source of this 1398-nucleotide messenger RNA. Lineage: Eukaryota; Viridiplantae; Streptophyta; Magnoliopsida; Poales; Poaceae. The record is from the annotation of a GenBank genome assembly.